GUUCGUGUAAGUGUAACCCAUUCCGCUGCUGGGUUCUAUAUUUAUCCUAUCUCAGCUGAAGGAGAGACAGAGCGGAAAGGCUACAUAAACCCUAGAAGAAUCCUGUUAAUUCAAAUAAAGCCCGCGAUUUCUUGUUUGAUUCAGAUUCCAUUCACGAAUUAAGCCGGCAAGAUGAGGAUUAUGAUCAAAGGUGGAGUAUGGAAGAAUACGGAGGACGAGAUCUUGAAAGCGGCGGUUAUGAAGUAUGGGAAGAACCAAUGGGCUAGAAUUUCUUCGCUGUUGGUUCGGAAAUCAGCAAAGCAAUGCAAGGCGCGGUGGUACGAAUGGCUCGAUCCCUCCAUCAAAAAGACUGAGUGGACUCGGGAAGAAGAUGAGAAGCUAUUGCAUCUUGCAAAACUUAUGCCCACACAAUGGCGGACAAUUGCCCCAAUUGUUGGCCGUACUCCAUCUCAGUGCCUCGAAAGGUAUGAGAAGCUCCUGGAUGCUGCUUGUGCCAAAGAUGAGAACUAUGAACCUGGAGAUGACCCACGGAAAUUGCGUCCUGGGGAGAUUGACCCUAAUCCAGAAUCCAAGCCAGCACGUCCUGAUCCUGUGGAUAUGGAUGAAGAUGAGAAGGAGAUGCUUUCUGAAGCACGGGCACGCUUAGCUAAUACUAGAGGCAAGAAGGCAAAAAGAAAAGCCAGAGAGAAGCAGCUGGAGGAGGCUCGAAGGCUUGCUUCAUUGCAGAAAAGGAGAGAACUGAAAGCCGCUGGAAUUGACAUUCGUCAAAGGAAGAGAAAGAGAAGGGGAAUUGAUUAUAAUGCUGAAAUCCCAUUUGAAAAGAAGCCGCCUCCAGGCUUUUAUGAUGUUGCUGAUGAAGAUCGGCCAACUGAAUUAGUCAAGUUUCCGACCACUAUUGAAGAACUUGAAGGUGAAAGAAGAGUUGAUAAAGAAGCACGGUUACGAAAGCAGGACAUUGCAAGAAAUAAAAUAGCACAGAGGCAGGAUGCUCCGUCAGCGAUCAUGCAAGCUAACAAGCUUAAUGAUCCUGAAACAGUUAGAAAAAGAUCUAAACUGAAUCUCCCUGCACCGCAGAUUCCAGACCAUGAACUGGAGGCGAUUGCCAAGAUAGGUAUUGCUAGUGAUCUUGUUGGAAAUGAAGAGCUCACAGAAGGAAAUGCUGCAACACGCGCUCUUCUUGCAAGCUAUGCCCAGACACCGCGGCAGGGUAUGACUCCAAUGAGAACCCCCCAAAGGACUCCUGCAGGCAAGCAGGAUGCCAUUAUGAUGGAAGCAGAAAACCAGCGGAGGUUAACUCAAUCCCAGACUCCUUUGCUCGGUGGAGAGAAUCCUAUGUUGCAUCCUUCAGACUUUUCUGGAGUCACUCCAAAGAAAAGGGAUAUUGCGACACCUAAUCCGCUCUUGACUCCUUCAGCAACUCCUGGAGGCACGGGUCUUACACCUAGAAUUGGCAUGACGCCUUCACGUGAUGUAUAUUCUCUUGGUAUGACUCCAAAAGGAACUCCCAUGAGGGAUGAGCUGCACAUUAAUGAAGACAUGGAUAUGCAUGAAGAUGGCAAAUUAAGGCAGUCUGAUUCAAAAAAAGAACUGCUUUCUGGAUUGAAGAAUCUUCCACAACCCAAGAAUGAGUACCAGAUUGUUAUCCAGCCCUUCCCUGAAGAUGAAGAAGAACCAGAGGAGAAAAUCGAGGAGGAUAUGUCUGAUAGAAUUGCUAGAGAGAAAGCCGAGGAAGAAGCAAGGCAACAAGCACUACUUAAGAAAAGAUCAAAAGUACUGCAGAGAGAGCUCCCAAGACCACCUCCUGCUUCAUUGGACCUCAUUAGAAACUCUUUGAUCAGAGCUGAUGAAGACAAGAGCUCCUUUGUCCCUCCAACAUUAGUUGAGCAGGCUGAUGAGUUAAUAAGAAAGGAGCUUCUAUCUUUGCUAGAGCAUGAUAAUGUAAAAUAUCCCCUGGAUGAAAAAUCCACUAAGGAAAAGAAGAAAGGUGGCAAACGUGCUGCAAAUGGAAAAUCUGUAUCUGUGCCUCUGAUUGAUGAAUUUGAAGAAAAUGAACUGAAAGAGGCUGAUGAAUUAAUAAAGGAUGAGGCACAACUUCUUCGUGUUGCAAUGGGCCAUGAGAAUGAAUCUCUUGACGGUUAUGUUGAAGCACACAAGACAUGCUUAAAUGAUAUGAUGUACUUCCCUACUCGUGAUGGCUAUGGUCUAUCAAGUGUUGCCAACAAUAUGGAGAAGCUUGCUGCCCUGCAGAAUGAAUUCGAAAAUGUGAAGAAGAAGAUGGACGAUGAGACUAAAAAAGCACAACGGCUUGAGCAGAAGAUAAAAGUUCUUACCAAUGGCUACCAAAUGAGAGCUGGAAAACUCUGGACACAAAUUGAAGCCACCUUCAAGCAGAUGGACACUGCAGGAACUGAACUUGAGUGUUUCCAAGCUUUACAGAAGCAAGAGCAACUAUCAGCAACACAUAGGAUCAGCAACCUCUGGGAAGAGGUUCAGAAACAGAAGGAACUUGAGCGCAUUUUACAGAAGCGUUACGGUGACCUAUUACCAGAACUAGAGAGGCUGCAGCAUUUGAUAGAUGCUUACAGAUUGCAAGCAGAAAGAGAACAAGAAUUGGCUGCAAAGAACAAUAGCCCUGCACCAGACAAGACCGAUGUUGCUAUGGAUCAAACACCUGCACCAGAUCUUGAAACUCCCAAGGGUGAAACUGCUGUAAAUAACGACCUUGAAUUGUCUGAUGCUGCUGCUGAGCCUCAGGCUGAAUCUGCUGUUGAGUCUCAGGCUGAGUCUGCUGCUGAGCCUCAGGCUGAAUCUGCUGUUGAGUCUCACGCUGAAUCUGCUGUUGAGUCUCAGGCUGAGUCUGCUGCUGAGCCUGAGCCUACUUUAGAUCAAUCCGUUGCACCAAAUCUUGGAAAUCCUGAACCUACAGGCAUUGACGAGGGAAACUCUAUGAAAGUGGACAAUCCUGAUGAUAAGAGAAGCCAAGAGUUGGAUGAAGCUCAAAUAAAUCCUCAGUUAAUUUCAGAACAUGGGACAGAUGAUGGAGCAGAAAAGGAAGCAACACCAGUCACCAGUGAGACCCUCGAAUCAGGUACUGCUGGCGAAGCUUAACGUUGCAGAAGAUAUUUUUCGGAAUGAGAUUAAUCAAGGAAUCUGUAUUAGAAGGAUAUGCCUUAAUUUCGAAAUAUAUGGAAAUGUGCAAGUGUUUUGAGAUUCAAGGAGCCAAAGAGAACAUGAAUGUUCUUUGUUUCCUGUUGUUUCUAUUCCAAACAUGGAGCAUUUGAGUUGAACCUGUACCUUUUCCGUUGGCGCAAUGAACUCGCAUGCUUUCUUGAAGCC
Messenger RNA from Sesamum indicum (sesame), 3336 nucleotides. It is a transcript of the gene CDC5, whose product is annotated as cell division cycle 5. Gene Ontology annotation, cellular component: Prp19 complex; spliceosomal complex. Gene Ontology annotation, biological process: mRNA splicing, via spliceosome. The record is from RefSeq and is a predicted model, not a curated record. NCBI's taxonomy places the organism in Eukaryota, Viridiplantae, Streptophyta, Magnoliopsida, Lamiales, Pedaliaceae.